Molecule: messenger RNA, 1980 nt
Organism: Diaporthe amygdali
Lineage: Eukaryota; Fungi; Ascomycota; Sordariomycetes; Diaporthales; Diaporthaceae
Exons: 2
Coding region: 1-1980 (659 amino acids)
Biological process (GO): regulation of DNA-templated transcription; DNA-templated transcription
Molecular function (GO): zinc ion binding; DNA binding; DNA-binding transcription factor activity, RNA polymerase II-specific
Source: RefSeq, a predicted model, not a curated record
AUGGUAAAUCUGAGAAAUCAUGAUGACGACACAGAACAGUCACCCACGGUCAAGCGACGGAAAAUCCGCAAAGGCACGCAGAGCUGUUGGGAGUGCAAGAGGCGCAAAAUCAGAUGCACUUUCGCCACUCCGAACGAUUCCAUAUGCGACGGCUGCAGAAGCCGCAGGGUCAAGUGCAUUGGCCAGGAGUUCGACGACGGGGAUGUGAGUGCAGCUAAAAAGACUGGAGGCAUGAGUCGGAAGGAGACGGCGGUUGGGCGGGUGUCCAAGAAAGGGACCGACCUGAUCACUUUGCAAGAUCAUGGCGGAGAGGAUACGAGGCAGAAGGGGAUGGGAAUCCCGAGAAGCGCUGUCCACAACCUCGGUGAACUAAGCAGUAGUUACAAGAUAAUCAUGUCCCGCCUGGUCGAGACAGCGAGCAAACUGGUGACGAGCGACCACGAGCUGGUCAGCUCGCUCGAGGGCAUCGAGUGCAUCAUGAUUGAGGCCAUGUAUCACAACAAUGCCGGGAACCUCCGCCGGGCAUGGGUCACCCACCGACGGGCAAUGACGAUUGCGCAGAUGAUGGGGCUUCACCGUGGUGUGUCUCCACCCACGGCACUGCUUGACGUCCACAACCGAGACCGUAUAAGCCCGGAACACAUGUGGUGCCGUUUGAUUAUCUCAGAUCGUUACCUCUCACUAAUGCUAGGCCUGCCACAGGGCUCCCUCGAGAGCCCCUUUGGCACUCCACAAGCCCUCGACAGUUGCAUCCCACUGGAGCGAAUGGAGCGCAUUGAGUCGAUCGCGGGCGGGCUCAUCCUGCAGCGCAAUGAAGCUGAUCUACAUAAUCUUGUCAAGACACAAGAAGUUGACAAGAUACUCCAGGAGGCUGCAGCCUUGAUGCCACCCCAGUGGUGGCUGACUCCGAAAAUUGCAACUGUCGUCGGCCAUGACAAAGAAGCCCUCCGUGAGACCCUCCGCCUAAUGAACCAGUUCACGCAUUAUCACUUGCUGGCACAGCUUCAUCUGCCGCACCUUCUCCAAGACUCAGACUCACCAAGGUACGACUACAGCAAGAUCACAGCUGUGACGGCCAGUCGGGAGAUCCUUUCGCGUUUUGUGCAUUUCCGUGCCUCUGUCACAGUCGCUGCAUACUGCAGGGGAAUUGAUGUUCUUGCCUUCAUUGCGAGCACCGUACUAAGCCUCGCUCACAUCGACGCCCGUCGCCGGCAGCGGAUCGCCACUAGUGGCUGCGGUGCUGCACUUCAUUUGGUCGCACAUCAGCGGCGGAGUGACCGGGGAUUACUUGAGCAGACGCUUCAGCGUAUGGAUGAAGUGAAUGAGAGGGGUGAGGAUGCUAUGGCAUGCAAGAUCUCCAGUAUACUCCAGCACUUGCUCGCCAUCGAAGACGCUGCCGCCAAUGACGACUACUACAACGCCACAAUUUCGUCGAAGGCGGGUGAGCCGGAGCCUCAACAUGACGACAAGUCAGUUGAUGUGGGCCAAUCGCUGCAGAUCCACGUUCCAUAUUUCGGGACAAUAACAAUCGAGAGUCGUGCUGCCUCAAUGCCAGUCCGAGUCGAGCAGGCUCUUUCAGAUGAUACCACUCGAUCCUCACCGGUUCUGGAUGUUUCGUACCACGACAGCGAGUCUUCAUUUAAGCCUGCUUUGGAACAGAACAGAAAAAGGAAACAGUGUGUGCGGAAUUCACCGUUUCCCAUAUCAGAUCCGGCCGGGUAUCGAUUCGGCGGUGAUUCUGCCAAUACUGAUUGGCAGACGGUGCCUUGUAACCUCGAUUCGCUCAGGACAAAUGAACAGUCUGCACCCGUUGCUUUGGGUGCAAGUUCCCCCGAUUCUGAACGCAUCGAGCUUAACAUGGCAACGUUACUGGUGCCCGGAUUAACAACAGAUGUGGAUGAUUGGGCUUUGCAAGGCGUGGACCUGGCCUUAUUCGACAGUCUAAUCCGGGGGUCAGCGGGACCAGACGUGGACCCCUGA